Parasteatoda tepidariorum (common house spider) is the source of this 4348-nucleotide messenger RNA. RefSeq names its product alpha-latrocrustotoxin-Lt1a-like. Gene Ontology annotation, molecular function: protein binding. Lineage: Eukaryota; Metazoa; Arthropoda; Arachnida; Araneae; Theridiidae. The record is from RefSeq and is a predicted model, not a curated record.
UGCAGGUGCUUACAAAAACAUACACUACUUAUAUAUCCAGUUUGACAUUUCAAAUUUAUGAAUUCACUACUUUUUGAGCAGACGAUUAUUUUUAAAGAAGCAGCUUCUUGAAGGGAAAUGUCGAUUAUUUUUUGCCUCUUACUUCUCUCGACUCUGCCCAUUUUCUCAUUGUCGAGUGAAAAUAAAAUUUUUUUAAAUCGCUUAAGGAGAGAUGCGAAGAUAAACAGAACUGAACUGAAAGAGAGAGCGGAAAAAUGCAAAUCUAUGGGAAUAGCAUCCGAUGCCCUUUCGAUAGGUGGAGAUUUUUUAACCGCUACAGGUGAUCUCUUAAAUGUUGUCCCUCUUUUUGGACCAUUAAUGAAAGCUGGUUGUUCAGCUCUGGCUUACAAUUUCUACACGAGUAAAAAUGGGUUGAAUAUAGCUUCAACUGCGAUGGACUGUGAUCAAAUUCCAUUCGAUGAGAUUAAAAUUCAUAUCGAUGAAAAGAUCAAUGAGGUUGAAAGGAGAAUGGAAAAAAUGACAAAAGAACUGGAAGUAAUAUCGGAUAAAAUAAAUACUGUCAUAAACAUUGUUCAGAAAUCAAGAGAAGAGCUGAGGCAAGGUAUAAAGAAAAUUCUAGAUACCAUUAAAGAUUUAGAUAUAGAAAACAAAAUCUACAAAGUCGAAAGCAUGAUUUCUUAUUAUGAGGCAGAAAUGGAAGACACGAAAAGUCUACCCAGACAAGACUAUCUGCUUCAACUCUUAAGGGUUGAUGAUGAUAAUGUAAAAAAACAUUUGGGAGACAUUAGAGAUCCAACUGAAAUGUGGACGCCAUUACUAUUGCUUUUUGCUACUGUAAAGAACAUGUUGGAAAGAGGAGAAGAUGUUCCAAUAUCAGCAAUCGACACAAUAUUGAGGGGAACGCAAACUUAUUCCUCUGUCAUGAGUUUUCUUAUUCAAGCACAUAUAUAUCUUGCAAAUUAUCAUUAUCAACAAGGUAAUUUAGACGACUACAAUAAAGAAAUGGUCAAUAUUGACAAUGUACAUAAAAAAUAUUCGAACGUUUUAAUUCAUAGAGAUAAAUCUAUCAUUGGAUACGCUAAAGAUAUAUUGUCAAAAGUACCUUCGAAUCCAGUUUAUUAUGAAAAUAAUUUUUUAUCUAAUUCGACGAAACUUCUUAAUGAUUUAACGUAUGAAAUUUUAAACUUUAAUGUAACAAUAUCACAGCCCGACAAUGACAUGGUUAUAUCAUUUAAAGCGAUUUCUAACGAGACCGAAUAUCCUAGGUGUGAUUGUACAAUAAAAUACGCUUUGCAAUUUAAGAAAGAAGGAAUUUAUUCGAAAAUCAGUCAAUGGACAACACCAGCCAGAAUAGAAAAAAAAGGUAAUCUAACCCUAAGAAUACCAAUUGAUACGGAAAACAAGCGACUUAUUUUUCGGCAGAUAGGGGAUAAUAAAGCAGAGUUAGUAGGAAUGGUCAAUACUUCACAAACUCGUUUUUGGGAUAUCAGUAGGGAUCUUUACAACGCUGUGAAAAAUCCAUUGGAGUUAAAAGCUAUCGAAGAAGUAAAAUUAUACAAGAAACAUGGUGCUGAUAUUAAGGCGACAUUUGAACACGGAAGAAGUGCAAUUCACGCAGCUGCUCUAGCCGGCCAUGAAACUUUAGUACAAUAUCUACACGAAGAAGGUGUUGAUAUUGAUAUGGAAGAUGAUGAAGGUUACACCCCUUUGCAUUUAUCCGCUGGAGCUGGUAGAGAAGAUGUUACUAAAUAUUUGGUUGGAAAAAAUGCAAACAAGAGAGCAAAGACUAAAAAAGAAUUACUAACACCGUUACAUCUUGCAAGUAAAAAAGGAUAUUCGGACCUAUUACAACAUUUAACUACUAACGAAACUGUAAACGAAAAAGACAAAUUCGGAUUUACACCUCUUCAUGCAGCCGUCAUUGGAGGAAAAAUGGUUAUGGAUUUUUUUCUGGAGAAAACAGAAUUUAAUCCAAAUGUCAAUGCGACGUCAGACAUUCGUAAAUUUACUCCAUUACAUAUUGCGGUAAUGAAGGAAGACCUUGAAGUUAUUAAAGCAUUAAUUAAAAACAAUGUGACACGCUUGAAUGCUAGAGACAGCGAUGGCCUUACGCCACUUCACUACGCAGUACUUGCUCUUCCGUCAGAAAAAAGUCUUGCUAUUGUCGAAGAGUUACUUACAAAGAAAAUAAAUGGCCUAAAUACUAAAUGUAAUAAUGGUUGGACUGCUUUACACUAUGCAUUAUUUAAAAGGAAUACAAAUGCAGCCUUGAAACUGUUAAGAAAGGAAAAAAUCCGUUUAUCGUUGCAUCUUAAAGGAAAUGUCACUUUUUUGCAUUUAGCAGUAUCGGCUGGACAAAAGGAAGUUAUUCCCAAGUUGCUCGAAAAAAACAUCAAUAUUGAAGCUGAAACAAAGGAAGGAUACACAGCACUUCACUUAGCAGCUAUGAGAAAAGAGUCCGAAACUGCUAGUACGUUAGUUGAAAUGGGUGCAAAUAUUACAGCCCGAACCAAAGACGGUUCCACACCAUUACACUGUGCGGCAGCGGUAGGCAGAAUUGAUACAGUACGAGAUCUUUUGAAGAAGGGAGCAAGAAUGCGGGUUCGUAACAUAGCGGAACGAUAUCCGAUCCAUGAGGCGGUAUCCCAUGGUCAUUUAGAAGUUACGAAGCUGUUUAUUGAAGAAGAUAUCAACAUUGUGUAUAAGAAAGAUAUCACUGGCAAAUCAUCGGUGGACAUAGCUGCAGAGAAUUCAUAUAAUGAUAUUAUUUACGCUUUUGUAGAUAAAGGACUUAAUUUGACUGGGCUUUACGGAGAAGGAAGACCACUUUUGCAUACUUUCGCGAAAAUUGGAAACAUUGAAAUGGUGCAAUAUUUUCUUAGUAGAGGUGCAGAUCUAAGAGGCUUAGAUUUCGAGAGAAAGACGUUUUAUGACUUGGCCGUAGAGAAUGGUCAUAAAAACAUUGUAGAAUACAUUUUUAAGAAUAUAACAAUCAGUCGUCCACAAUUGGACGAAGUCUCUUGCAAAGCCAUUGCUUCUGGUCAGCUGGAUAUUAUAAAAUAUUUAAUGGAGCAGAACGAAAUAUCAUGCGAUCCAUUACAAACUGCAGCUUCAGAAGGUCAACUGGAUAUUGUAAAAUAUUUACUUGAAGAAGCUGCUUACCAUGUAAACGAGAAUAGAAACGGACAAACGGCUUUGUGUAAUGCAAUGAAAAAAGGACAUUAUGAUGUUGUCAGGUAUUUAGUAUCUAAACGUGCAGAGAUAGAUAGAGACUGCUCCAUAGGAUCAAAAAAGUAUACUCCAUUGAUUUAUGUCAUUGAAUAUAAGAAUAUAGAAAUAUUUAAAUUUUUUGUUGACAGUAUUUCUGAUAUCAACAGAAAAGAUAUAUUUAAAAAUACUCCGUUGUAUUACAGCUCUUUUCUUAACUGCUCAGAAUGUGUAGAGUAUUUAAUAGAAAAUAGAACAGCUGAAAUAAACGCGCUGAAUUCUAAUAAUGACACUGCAUUGGAUGCUGCCUAUGCUAAACAAAAUCUUGAGAUUGCUUUUUACCUCGAAAGGCUUGGAGCUACUAAAAAACAUGUAGCUACUACUAGAAGACCUACACCUAAGACUACUAUCACUUAUCGACCUGUAACUUUUCCUCGAGGUUAUUUUUCAUUAAAAAUUAACGAACCACUUGUUCUACAAAUGAGUAGAAGCUCUUAUGGAUAUCGCUUUCGACCGAAAAGUUACAAUCCCCUCAGAAUAGAUUCUUCAGGCUCUUUAGUAUCUUCUACAAAACAGAAACCAAAGCUGUCUUCGUCAAAACGCAGCAUCAGUGAUGCUAUUUAUGUUUUUCCAAAAGAACACAUUCAACAAAAUAAACUGCAGCUAGAUCAAAAGCAUUCAAUCAUAUUAAGAUUUCUGGCAUCAAAUAAUCCAGACAUAAAUGGUCCUUUGUUGUUACUAAACAUUUUGUUCAAUAAAUUCAUACUUAAAACAAAAUCACCCAUAAUACGCCAAGACGCAUCGGAAAUGGAAAUAAACGCCAAUGCUUUGCUUAUCACAGAUACUAUCAAAAGAAUUAUGAAGUCCUUACGCGAACCUCUGGAAUUAAAAGAUGUUGAUUUUUCUGAAGUACAUUCGAAAAUUUUCAAAGAACUUGCGUCUGGAAAAGAGCACAAAAUUCCAGAAAUUCUGUCAGAACUUCUACGCACUAGCUCUCAUGCAAUAAUCCAUCGAAAUUAGAAGAAGGAAAUAAAUUUGCCAUGGAAGUCUGCCGAUGAUGUUUGAAGACUGCCGAAAGAAGAUAAAUGUAUUCAUUUUGUAACAGAAGAGUAUAUACUAUUAAAAGUUUAUUACUAUUCUA